This is a messenger RNA of Polyodon spathula (Mississippi paddlefish), 2076 nucleotides long. RefSeq names its product transmembrane protein 43. Gene Ontology annotation, biological process: nuclear membrane organization. The record is from RefSeq and is a predicted model, not a curated record. NCBI's taxonomy places the organism in Eukaryota, Metazoa, Chordata, Actinopteri, Acipenseriformes, Polyodontidae. The transcript has 12 exons. Gene Ontology annotation, cellular component: nuclear inner membrane. The coding region runs from base 238 to 1443 and encodes 401 amino acids.
AAUGGUACGCGAGCAAACUCGAAGAGCAAGCAAGUAUUUUCCGGGCUUUAAAUAGUUUUUUGGAAGAGCAGUUGGAGUUGGUGAAGCUUGUUGGCUGUUGCCCACAGUUAUUUGAAUGCAAUACUGUGCAUUACAUUUAAUUUUGUUCGGACAUUUACAUUUUAUUUCCAUAUAUGUAAAGUAUUUAUACACACUAGGAUCGAGACUGGGUGGUGAAACCUCGAACUUGUAAACACAAUGUCGACAGCUAAUUUACCGGGAGAGGGCACAAGAAACGAACACGUCAAAGUGACCAGCCGGAUAAAGCCUGGAAUCCUCGACCGUCUGAGCGAGACUGCAGGCGGGAUGGUAGUGGGGGUCGGGCUUUUUGCGCUCUCCUUUUACAUACUCUUUACCAACGAGGGUCGGGCGCUUAAAACGGCCACCUCACUUGACGAGGGCCUUUCUCAGGUGGUGUCUUUGCAGGACAUCGUCACAGUGGACCCUGAGAAUGAAGGCAGGUUGGUGCAUCUGUCUGGGGUCCUGAGAACAUCACAGCCACUGUAUGAUCCCAACUAUGGGAUUUCCAUCCAUGCUGUCAAACUAAAGCGGCAAGUUGAAAUGUACCAGUGGGUGGAAUAUGAUGACAGCCGGGAAUAUGAAGAAGAUGGUGAAGUAAAGACAGAGACCAAAUACACAUACAAUACUGAGUGGAAAUCGGAAGUCAUCAACAGCAGGAAAUUUGACAAAGAGCUUGGCCACAUCAACCCCAGUGCUAUGGCUGUGGAGUCUGUCACUGUCGUAGCUCCUUAUGUUUCUGUAGGCCCUCUGUAUCUCUCCACAGGUUUGAUAGAGAAGGUGGACACCUUUAAACAGCUGAGUCUGGACAGGCUGUCGGCUCCUGAUGAGUUUGUCACUGUAUAUGAGGAUUCCUUCUACCACACAGACAACCCCCGGAGACCAGAGGUGGGAGAUGUGAGAGUGUCAUUCUACUAUGCUGGACUGAGUGGAGAGAACAGCCCUCUGGGCCCUGCUCAGGUGGUCAGUAUUGUUGCUCGUCAGAGAAAAGAUCAGCUGGUUCCCUUCAAAACCAAGUCUGGGGAUGUCCUGGAGAUCCUGUACGAAGGAGCUCUUUCAGCACAGGAGGUGUUUGUUAAGGAACACGGGAGCAACCAAAUGAAGACAUGGGCCCUGCGAGCAGGGGGUUGGCUGAUGAUGUUUCUUGGGAUCAGUCUGAUGACCAGAAUCCUCCACACUAUUGUGGACUGGUUCCCGAUUGUGCGUGAUCUGGUGAGCCUUGGCCUCAGGAUCUUUGCUGUGUCCGUGGCCACCUCUCUCUCCCUGCUGACCAUUGCUACAGGCUGGCUGUUUUACCGGCCACUGUGGGCUGUGAUGCUGGCUGGACUGGCCACAGUGCCGAUCAUCCUCACCCGGGCCAGAGUACCUCCAAAGAAGCACCAAUAGCCAGCCAGGGACAAGAGAUGAAAAUGUAACCAAAGAAAAAGGGAAAGUUUUUUUUUUUUUUUUAAUGCUGUACACACCUGUUGAGAAUAAUUUAGGACUCCCACUGCUGUUCUGUCAUGUGAGCCUUAUAUGCAAGUCACUCUUGUGUCUAAUUUAAGCUUGUGCUAAAAUUGAGAAUAGCUCAAACUACACUGCAUUCGGGACCCUAAAUUUUACCCUGCCAUGUUAAAAUGAAUGUGUGGUCUGUUUACCGUAGAAGAAUCACAUCUUCAUGGAUUCUGCCAAUUAGAAACAUUCCUCCUUGUAUUCUCUUAGUGCCUUAUGUUUAUCUGUUGUAUCAUGAAAUCCUCAGAUGGACUGAAUUAGUUUAACUUAGAUAAGUCCUUUAUUUUUGAAUUACUUUACUUAAGAAACACUAGCUAGUGUUUUAUUUUGUGUGUCAUUUAAAUGUUCUGCGGUGAUUUCUUUAAGCACUAUAGUUUCCCAUCCUAAUUCAUGUAAUAAGCAUUUCUACAAGUUUAAAAGACCAAUAAAUACAAAGUGAAAAGUUUAUUUUUUUAAGUCAUUUGUGGUUGACUAUACAAUCUCAAAACAAUGUUUGUAACCUGUGUAAAAUAAAAAAAAGUAAUUACA